AUGGCAGCAGCAGCAGCAGCAGCAGCAGCAAGCCGCUGCUCGGAGCUGCUGGCUGUGGGCAAAGGCCCCGAAGGCUCCCCACUUUCUUCAAUUUCAAAACUGCGGACUUUUGAGUUAAAAGAAAUCGGCAGCAAAGAGUGGCUGCAGCAGCAAGCUGAGCUCGAGCAGCUUUCUGCUGCUCUUCAUGAAGAAGCCAUUAACGGGGGGCCCGAGACAACCCUGCAAUGUUUUUGUGAAGCAACAAAGCUUGGUGUGCUGAUAGAGGAAAUAAUCUCCAUUGAUUUGUGGAAGGAAAAAGUUUUGCCUUUUCUGAAAGAAGACUCCAGGGCCUCAAGCUUUGCUUUCUACCUCCCAUGCUGCUGCUGCUGCUGCUGCUGCUGCUGUUCGGGUUGCUGCUGUUGCCGCUUUAUGCGGCCUUGUUUCUGGAUCUGUAACGGUUUAUUUUGCUGCCGUUGUUGCUGUUGUCCUUGUUACUGCUGUUGCUGCUGGAGCACGAGCCAAGCAGCAGCAGCAGCGGUAGACCCCGCUGCUGCUGCUGCUGCUGCUGCUGCUUCUGCUGCUGCAGCGCAGCAGCAGCAAGAAGCAGACGUUGCCUUCGCCGUAGAAAUGUGCUGCUUGUCAAUUCUUCGAUUUAUUUGCGACAGCAGAAAAGACUUGCAAAUGACUGUCACCACUUUGCUGUACGAACAGUAUGGUGAGCCCGCGCCCCUCAGCAGCAGCAGCAGCAGCAGCAGCAGCAGCAGCAGCAGCAGCAGCAACAAGCAGCAGCAGCAGCAGCAGCAGCAAGCAGCAGCAGCAGCAGCAGCUGUAGUAGUCGCGCUUGUAGGAGUAGCAGUAAUGCUAGGAGUGGGAUUAGAAGUAGUAGUUGGGGAAGCAGCAGCAGCAGCAGCAGUAGUAGUAGUAGUCGUAGUAGCAGAAGCAGCAGCAGCAGCAGCAGCAGCAAGCAGCAGCAGCAGCAGCAGCAGCAGCAGCAGCAGUAGUAGUAGUACUAGAAGCAGCAGCAGCAGCAGCAGCAGCGGUGUCAGGGAAACACGGCAACGGGUCGGAACAACAACAGCAACAUCAGCAGCAGCAGCAGCAGCAACAGCAGCAGAAUCCGCACUGCAGGCGCAAGCAGCAAGACCAACAGGAGAUGCGGUAGCAACAUCUCUAACAGCAGCAGCAGCAGCAGCAGCAGCAGCAGCUGCUGCUGCUGCUGACUUUAAAAUGUUUGUAGCAGCAAUGGGAAGCAUGAGAGAGUUACAUGCUUGGAAUCAAAAGACACUGCAAUCAGCGAUCCUCGUCAUCGUUUGCUGCUGCUGCUGUUGCUGCUGCUGCUGUUGCUGCUGCUGCUGUUGCUGCUGCUGCUGUUGCUGCUGCUGCUGUUGCUGCUGCUGCUGUCGCUGUUCCUGCUGCUAUUGA
Messenger RNA from Eimeria necatrix, 1401 nucleotides. Its product is annotated as zinc finger MYND domain-containing protein, putative. The transcript is spliced from 5 exons. The record is from RefSeq and is a predicted model, not a curated record. Gene Ontology annotation, cellular component: cytoplasm. Bases 1 to 1401 code for a protein of 466 amino acids. NCBI's taxonomy places the organism in Eukaryota, Apicomplexa, Conoidasida, Eucoccidiorida, Eimeriidae.